AUGACCUCUGAGGGACUAAUCGAUCUUAUCCCACUUGAGCGCCAAUUGCACCAGUUAACGGCCUCCAUCCGUAUUAAGGACGAAGAUGAGUCUUGGAACAAGGUGGCCUCGAUUUCCCAAGAGCUAGCCAACAACCUAAGGUCGCGAGAUCCGUUGGUGGACAAGCACACUAUUCUUGGAAAGACGGAAUUACCACAAACACUUACUUCACUUCUUUCCCUGGGAUUGCGCGACUCGCAUCUUCCAGGAGAUUCUAGGACUGCUCCGAUCCUGGAGUUAUUACGUGUGGGCGCUAAUCUUUGUAUGGACCACGAUGAAAAUCGCGCAGCAUUGCUGGAAGUCGGAUUUCCCCAAUCUGUCAUGUCGCUGCUGGAAGGUUAUGCAGAGACCAUUCCUACACCUCCAUAUUCGACGCCGUUACCUCUAUCUAUCCCCCAUCUAAAGAUCGUGCGAACCUCCAUCGGAGUACUUCUAAACGCGAGCAUUGGAUACGAUGCUGUCAAGUUUCGCUUGAUAUCUCUAGAAGCUGCAAUGACAAUUAUAAAGUUGUCGUCUACAAUAUACCCCCCUACUUCAUGGACUUUGCCCCACAAAGACCCUAUAAAUGAGGAAUACUUGGAAGAGUGGACCUUGAGGAGUGGUAUAUCCAAUUGGGCAUGGAGAACCGUCUCAGCUCUCAAAGAUGUUCAAGACGAAAAACCAUCGCUCCUAAAUGACCCCACUGAGGAGAAUCAAAACCUAUUCGACAGCCUUGUACAAACUGACUUUGAUUUUAUGGAAGAGUCUUGCACCAUAAUCGAAUCACUCUCUCUUGAUGUAGAAGAUUUCCGACUGGAGCUUGCCCGUGCAAUGUGCUACCCCACCUCCAGUAAGGCGAUCCCCUGCCUUACCGUAAUUCUCGACUUCAUCGAAUACGGCACUUAUUCACCAUUGUGGGCCAACCCUAUGUUCGAGGAUGUUGAAAGGAAAAACAAGGAAAAGGCAUUUGAUAUCUGCAAAGCUGCCCUCAUCAAAGCCAUUGUUGAAGUGUUUGCAGAAGAAAAGAACGAGGAAAUUUUAUGGACAAACGAUACUAUCGAACAAUCAGGAGGCCCCUUCGUCGCUCGUUUGGUGCAAUGGAUAAAGCGCUACGUAGAAGCUCAAGAGAUCAAAGAUACCUCAAGUAUUGCUGGAAGUGGCAGGGAUGAUAUGGCUAUCUGUGCUAGCCUUUCCCUGGGGAAUCUUAUUAGAAAAGCUCCAUAUGCCACGGCGCUAUUAUCUAAACCAUAUUCAUUGGCUCCAGUUCUAGCUUCCAGCCAUUUCUUCUCUACUUCAACGGAUAUUAAGCUGAAGCAUGGGAUCCUUGGACUGCUCAAACAUCUAUCUCAGUUUUCUAAAUUGUCUUCUGUUAUUCCGAUCUCAUUGGCAGAAGUUGGAAUUAUUGACCGUAUUUCUGCCAGUGGAAUAUGGGAUGAAAAAAGUGAUGCGAUGGCCGACGUAAUUCAACUUAACGCCAUCGGAGUAGCUAAACAUAUGUGCAAUGCAAGCAUUGAGCAUACAAUCGCACUUGUUCUGCCAUCUGACCCAACCCGUCCCAGUGGCCUUUCUCAAAUCCUAGCUUUGAUCAAACGCUCGGAUUCUGUAUCAAUCAGAAGUGAAGGAUCUCGUGUUCUUGUCAAUGUUGUCAAAUCGUUGUGGUUCGCUGAACGAUCCUCCGACCCUGCGGACGAGAAGCAGAAGAAGAGGGAACAAUGUGUAGCCAAUGUGCUCACACAAGAGUGUGCUAAUACCCUGACCGCCCUCAUUGGCCGCAGCAACAAAUACCCUAUAUUGGUAAACGAAGGAAUUGUUGCCGUUAGCCUACUUUGCACACAUAGAUUGGGCGGUCCACUGGUGCUAAACGCUUUGACGGUGCCUGUCAAAAACACCCUGCCAGCACCUCCGUCCAUAUCUGUCGAAGACACGUUAUCCCCAAUUAAUGGGGCCGUUCCUUCCCCAGAGGGCUCAUCGCGUGACGGUGGUUUGCCUGUUCCUCGACACGCACUUGACAUGCUUGUCUACGUGUUACGAAAUAUUGAAAACCCUGUCAACUUUCCGUACGAAGUUCGCGUGAACACUUGUACAUUCUUCCUCCAACUCCAAAGACAUACCGCGGGACCAUCAUUAGAUCACGUUCGAGACACCGUCCUACCCGUCAUUCAAGACAUUAAACAGGAAAUUAGCGACUAUCCUGAAGGUGUAGACGGAGAGGAAAAGCUACUUAAGGCCGUAAAUCUACUUAUCGACAGCUGGACGCGGAAACAACCCUCCGUCUAA
Molecule: messenger RNA, 2295 nt
Organism: Psilocybe cubensis
Lineage: Eukaryota; Fungi; Basidiomycota; Agaricomycetes; Agaricales; Agrocybaceae
Exons: 8
Coding region: 1-2295 (764 amino acids)
Biological process (GO): positive regulation of GTPase activity
Cellular component (GO): cytosol
Molecular function (GO): guanyl-nucleotide exchange factor activity
Source: RefSeq, a predicted model, not a curated record